Messenger RNA from Ctenocephalides felis (cat flea), 456 nucleotides. Its product is annotated as ETS-like protein pointed. Bases 1 to 456 code for a protein of 151 amino acids. The record is from RefSeq and is a predicted model, not a curated record. Lineage: Eukaryota; Metazoa; Arthropoda; Insecta; Siphonaptera; Pulicidae. The transcript is spliced from 3 exons.
AUGGAGACACCAAGGCGUCCAGCCAAGACUUCGGAGUUGGUGGCAUGUAUGGACAACACAGUGAUGGCAAGAAUCAAGUGCAACCACACCCUGUCCAAUAAAUCAUCACCUGUAAACCAUUCGACAACACCAAACAUAAAUGCAACAAAUUCGACCAACGCACAAGUUCCAGCAACAAUUCAUCCACUGCCGGAGGCACAACACAACAACUCAACGUCAGCCUCGAACACGAACAACAGUUCCUCGGUGCAGGUCCAGGACGGAGGCGAUAACCAGACGAGUAGUACUACAAAUAAUGGAGACACCAAGGCGUCCAGCCAAGAUUUUGGAGUUGGUGGGAUGUAUGGACAACACAGUGAUGGAACAAUUAGCCGAACUCGAAGCUGCCUUUGCAAAAUCUCACUACCCAGAUAUAUAUUGCAGGGAGGAAUUAGCACGGACAACAAAAUUGAAUGA